Molecule: messenger RNA, 11908 nt
Organism: Danio aesculapii
Lineage: Eukaryota; Metazoa; Chordata; Actinopteri; Cypriniformes; Danionidae
Gene: slc6a8
Product: solute carrier family 6 member 8
Exons: 13
Coding region: 702-2660 (652 amino acids)
Biological process (GO): sodium ion transmembrane transport
Cellular component (GO): membrane
Source: RefSeq, a predicted model, not a curated record
CGCGCGGACGCAUCAGACAGUUCGUCCGCGCGCACAGAGGGACAGCAGCAGCCGCCGCACCUCCCGUACACCGACCCGCGUCUCGUUUAUAAGUUUUAGCUGUUUAAUACCGACGAGAACGAUGGUCUGAAGAGAUUUAGGCGAUCAAUUCGUGAAUGUAAUUCCAUUACAUUCAUCUGAUCAGCGCGCGCCAAGGGCCGCUUUGGUUUUGCCGUCUCCUCAGUCGCCUUCUCUCUGAGAGAUUCACGUGCCCAUGCGAUUCUUCAGACUCACCUUUAAGUGUUUCGUGGAUUGUUUUUGAAGGUGCUGUUUAAAAUCGGUGUCAUUUUUCUUUUAUGAUAUAUCAUUUAUUUUACAAACGCGAUUUUUGAUAAAAACAGACCGACCCUACCCUUGCCAAUUUCGCCGAGAAAAUCAAACUGCCAUCCGUUGUAACCGUUUGACAUUGAGGGGGAAACGGAACAGAAAAUAUUUAUACAUUCGUAAAGAAUUACACUGCUGGUUGUGUUAAUAUAAAGGAUAGAGGACCAGAUCCCGCGCACCUGAAGAGGAACAAAAAGGGACAUCUUGGUGUGAAAAAAAAAACUGACUUAAUCCAAAAACAAUAAGAGAUCAAAUAUUUAUUUUUGACUGCUGAUUGAAGAAGUCCUUCCUUCUCGAGUCUCGUGAGGAGGUUCGUAUUUGCUUUGUUUACACGAGAGAUGGAGAAAUCCUCUCUGGACGCAGACUGCUGCGCCCUGAACAUGGUCCUGGUGGAGGAGAAGAAGGGCCAUCUCAUUCCCAAUGGAAACGCGCACCCAGGCGUCAACGGGACCCUCAACGGGGGGCCCAUGUCAGCGGCUACCGGAGCCAUCUCGGCGGUGGAGAAGAAGAGGGAGGGCUACCCCGAGCGAGAGACGUGGACCAGACAGAUGGACUUCAUCAUGUCCUGCGUGGGUUUUGCAGUGGGGCUAGGAAACGUCUGGCGCUUCCCGUACCUGUGCUACAAAAACGGUGGAGGAGUCUUCCUCAUUCCCUAUGUGUUAUUCAUAUUUCUGGGAGGCAUUCCGAUAUUCUUCCUGGAGAUUGCGCUGGGACAGUUUAUGAAGGCUGGAAGCAUCAACGUGUGGAACAUUGCCCCUCUUUUUAAAGGACUCGGCUAUGCCUCCAUGGUGAUUGUGUUCUUCUGCAACACGUACUACAUUAUGGUUUUGGCCUGGGGUUUCUACUACUUCAUUAAGUCCUUCAACGCCACACUGCCCUGGUCCACCUGCGACAACCCCUGGAACACAGAGAACUGCAUUGAGAUCUUCCGGCAGGGUGACUGCAAGAACGGCACUAUUGGAAACUCCACAUUCGGCAACCUGACGUGCGAAGAGCUUGCUAAUGGCCGCUCUCCUAUCAUUGAAUUCUGGGAGAACAAGGUUUUGAACAUCUCUGAUGGGCUGGAUGAGCCAGGCGCCAUUAACUGGGAGCUGAUGCUGUGUCUGCUGGCUGUGUGGGUGAUGGUUUACUUCUGCGUCUGGAAGGGAGUGAAGUCCACAGGCAAGAUUGUGUAUUUCACUGCCACGUUCCCGUAUGUGGUCCUGAUCAUCCUGCUGGUGCGAGGCGUCACUCUGCCCGGCGCUUAUGAUGGCAUCCUCUACUACGUCAAACCAGACUGGUCAAAACUAGGAGAAGCACAGGUCUGGAUCGAUGCCGGCACUCAGAUCUUCUUCUCUUACGCCAUCGGGCUCGGGGCCCUGACAGCCCUCGGCAGCUACAACCGAUUCAACAACGACUGCUAUAAGGAUGCUUUUGUUCUGGCGCUUAUUAAUAGCGGCACCAGUUUCUUUGCUGGUUUCGUGGUGUUCUCCAUCUUGGGUUUCAUGGCGUCUGAACAAGGUGUGGACAUCUCAAAAGUGGCAGAAUCAGGCCCCGGUUUGGCGUUCAUAGCGUAUCCUAAAGCCGUUUCUAUGAUGCCCGUGGCUCCGGUGUGGGCUGCCCUAUUCUUCAUCAUGCUGCUACUGCUGGGACUGGACAGUCAGUUUGUUGGUGUGGAGGGUUUCGUAACUGGCAUUCUUGAUCUUUUCCCUGGAAAGUAUUACAUGCGCUAUCAGCGCGAAAUCGCUGUGGCGAUCUGCUGUUUAUUAUGCUUCAUUAUAGAUCUCUCCAUGGUUACACAGGGAGGGAUGUACGUCUUCCAGCUUUUUGACUACUACUCAGCCAGUGGAAUGACCCUACUGUGGCAAGCAUUCUGGGAAUGCGUGGUUGUCGCAUGGGUUUAUGGUGCUGACAGAUUCAUGGACGAUAUUGCUCGUAUGAUCGGUUACCGGCCAUUCCCGUGGAUGAAGUGGUGCUGGUCCAUUAUAACUCCAUGUGUUUGCAUGGGUAUCUUCCUAUUUCACCUGCUGAACUACAAGCCUCUGACCUACAACAAUGUGUAUGUGUACCCAUGGUGGGGAGAGGUGAUCGGAUGGUGUCUGGCUCUCUCCUCCAUGCUCUGCAUCCCCGUCAGCCUCGUGUACAAGCUCUCUGGAGCUAAGGGAACAUUCAGAGAGCGGUGGGAAAAUCUGACCAAACCAGUGUGGGGAGCCCAUCACCUGGAAUACAUGGCCCCCGACACUGACAUUAAAAGCCUGGCCUCUCUGUCUCCUGGAAUGGAGGAGAACAAGGUGAUCAUUUUCGAGAGUGUUAUGUAGACGAAAAGGGAAAUCCUCCAACAGCCCUCCUAAGGCAAGCUGGUUGAAGAGAUCAUCAGUAUUUAUUUCUUUGUAUGGAAUUCUGCAUCAUCUUACAGUCUUAAAAUCAGCCGAUGCACAUGUACGGUUACAUCCGUUUCAUACUACAGAUCCUCUAGCAUGCACAGUUCCAGAUGUUCUUCCACUUCCACCAGUCCAAACUGCAUAUAGAAACACACACGAAAAAAAAAAAUAUUGCAGAUAUCAAGACCUGCAGGGUGUAAUCAGCAUGUCUUUGGAGGGGGACAUUUUAGCGUAGCCUAAAACAUCUGAUGGAGCGGCAGAAUUUCCACAGGCCACCUUCCUGAACAUAAGAGUCUCUUUGCACUGACACAUUCAUUGGGGGAGGAAAUGCAUCCUUGAGUUGAAUUGACAUUCACAACAGUGGAGGAUUAAUAUUCACGCUAUAAUAAAAUCUACAAUUGAACUAAAACAUGCAAAGUUUCACUGGUUGGCAAAAAUAGAUACAGAUCAAGCAAUCAAACUAAAUGUGUCUUUGCAGAUAUUAAUACCCAUGUGGAAAUCUAACAUAUGACAAUAUGCAAAUUACAUAUAAUAUGACAGAAGUUUAUAUUUGGAUUUCACAUAUAUAAUAUAUGUCGUAUAAGCAACAUAUAUUUCAAAAUAUUGCAAAAAUGAUGUCAUACACAGUGCUCAGCAUAGAUGAAGUUGAACCUCCUUUUGAAAAUGAAUAUAGGUAAGCAUUUUGGGUGCAUUUAAACGGUUUAAUUAAAGAGUUUGGUCACAUAACAUCAUUAGGAAUAAAAAAAAAUGUAUUUAAAUUCAAGUGAGUUAUUACAAAAACACUUUGAAACUACAAAAUUACAACAUUUUAAAAAUAUUUGUUAUGUUUCUCUUGUUUUUCCUCUUUAUUAUGUUUCCCCAGGAUAUUAAUUUGGGUGUACUCAUUUUUCACCAUGAUCUUACAUUUAUUUUUGUUAGAUUAGUUUUGGCUCUGGUACGAACUAAUCUAAUGUAUAUGCACAAAUAUAUUAUUAUAAAGCGUCUUAUAGAAAAUAAUUAAUUAAAAGAGAGAUCUGUUAGAGGUGUACUAUUUAAUGCUGAGUACUAUACAUUACAUUAGCUGACACAGGUCGUGUUGUUGAUCCCAGUUGUAAGAGCAACAAAUACUUUAAUAACUUGACUUCUAGUUGAUCAUUUGAAAAAGUGGCAGAAGGUAGAUUAUUCUGAUGAAACAUCUGCUGAACUGCAUCCCAAUCAUCACUAAUACUGUGGAAGACCUAUUGAAACCCACGUGGACCCAAAAUUCUAAAAGAAAUCAGUCAAGUUUGGUGAAGGACAAGUCAUGGUUUGGGGUUACAUUCAGUAUGGGGGCGUGUGAGAGAUCUACGGAGUGGAUGACAACAUCAACAGCCUGAGGUAUCAAGUCAUUUGUGCUGCCCAUUACAUUACAAACCACAGGAGAGGGCAAGUUCUUCUACAGGCUAGCACUGCUUCUUAUACUGCUCAUGCAUAAUAUUAAUUCUUUUUCCAUUGCAGCAUGACUUUAUAUUCUAUACUGGACAUUAUUUCUGUUAAGUUACAAGACUUUUGUCUAAAUAAAGUCAGACCUUACUGUCCUAGUUAAAUAAUUAAAAAUCAAGGCAUGAUAAUAUUUUAUUCUGGUAAAAUAAGCGUAAUCUAGAGGCCUUUGCCUUUCAUAUAAGCCACUUCUGAUGAUCAAAUGAUACCAAUGAUCAACUAGAAGUCAAGUUAUUAUUUGUUGUUCCUAAAAUUUGGAAAGCCAACAAGACUUUUGUCAGGUAGUUCAAAUAAAUAAUCUAUAAUUUCAUAUAUGUGUUCAUAUAUGGGUAGUUAUAUCUAAUAUAUUUAAACAUAUAUGUACUUCUAAUAGUAAAAAAAAAACGUAUAUAAACAUCCAUUUUUGCAGUACUUUAAAAUAUAUGUUGCCUAUAUAUGACCUAUAUAUUUUAUACAAGUGAAAUUCCAAAAUCCAACAUGUCUGUCACAUAUGAAAUUUACACAUUUCCAGAUUUCUACAUGGGUAAGGCCACAUGUAGUUGCCAAAUGUUGCCAGAUCACUUAUCACUACAGCUUUGGCUCGAUGUGUCUUCAUCUGACCUCAUUACCUGGUGCAUGUUUUGACCGCGUAUGUGCCAAAUGAAGCAUCGCUUUCCAUCUCUGUUCAGGAGAUGGUUUUGGUUGCCAUUAAAAAUAAUAAUAAAUCAAUAUCUUCCUGUUCAGCUUGAAUUUGCUAUGUGCAUGAUUUGCACAUGUUUGGAAACAUCUGGAGAGAUUUUAUUAGACACGAGCAAAAGAUAUUGAAUGGACAAGUUGCUUGUGAACCAAAGAUUGCAUUUUGUUAUUUUGAAUUAUUAAAGUCAGCAUGAAAUCAUUCACUUUUUACAGUGCAAUCAAUUACUUAUUUGACUGCAUUUAAUGGGUUUUAAAACAAGACUGCUUGAUAUACAGUUAGGUCCAUAAAUAUUUGGACAUCGACACAAUUCUAACAUUUGUGGCUCUAUGCACCAACACAAUUGAUUUGAAAUGAAACGAACAAGAUGUGCUUUAACUGCAGACUGUCAGCUUUAAUUUGAAGGUAUUUACAUCCAAAUAAGGUAAACAGUGUAGGAAUUACAACAGUUUGCAUAUGUGCCUCCCACUUUUUAGGGGUCCAAAAUUAAUAGAGUAAUGAACUCUGGACCUUUUAUCUGUUCAUUGUAAUUGGGAUAAUGAGGGAAUAACACACACCUAACCAUUGAACAGCUUAGAAGCCAAUUUGUCCAAUUACUUUUGGACCCUUAACAAGUGGGAAGCGCAUAUGCAAACUGUUGUAAUUCCUACACCGUUUACCUGAUUUGGAUGUAAAUACCCUCAAAUUAAAGCUAACAGUCUGCAGUUACGUUGUUUCAUUUCAAAUAGAUUGUGUUGGUGAAUAGAGCCAAAAAUGUGAGAGCUGUGUUUGUCCAAAUAUUCAUGGACCUAACUGUACGUCAAUAUAAAAUCAAAAUCAAAGUGUUAAUGUCCAAAUUGCAAUGUGUGAUCAUUUAUUUAUUAUUAUUAUUUUCAAUAUGAUUAUUUAAAUACAAUUCAAUUUGCAAUGCUUGAAAAAAAGCACUUACAUUUGAAAAUGAAGAUGGAAAUAAAAUUAUUAGUAUUACUCUUUAUUUUCCAGUGCAUUAGUAUUAUAGCAGUAUAUUUAUUUGUUGUUGUUUUUAUUUGAUAUUGCUUAAUUUUAUUAAUAAUCCCAAGUUGUUGACCACUAAAAGCAUUUUGCACAAAAUUAAGCAAUAUUUCCACUUUUUGAAUGAUUUAUAUUUUUAUCCAGAUACGCUCUCAUAUUUAAAUUGUAAUAUAAAUGCAGAAACAUCCGAUUUUCACUUUAAGAUUUUCCUGCAAUUUGGUGUUUCAUGCUGACUUUAGUAGAAGUUUACACUUUUAGUUUGUUCUACAGUACAUUUUGAGUGCCAGUAUUAACUAUUGUUCUGAUGUUUUCGAGUUGAUUUAAAUCAUAAUAGAAAGGAUUACAAUAUCAGUCAAUGCACAAAAAAAAAGUUUAAGAGAAACAAAUGCUCACAGAGAUUCUUAUAGCUUACAACAAUAUCAUUUAUCCGUUUGAAGGCACACUGGAAAAUAAAAUGAUUCCUUGGAUUUACUUUUUUUUUUUUAAGGAACGUAGUUGCAAGCAAUUUAUGUUGGCUGAAUUUAAAGGUGCUGUAAGUUUCUGACUCUUCUAAAGCAUAAAAAUACCAUAAUAUGUUUGCAGAUAAUUAAGAAACAUGCUAAGUGAACAGUUUUGCUGAAAAACAAUGCUGAAGUCAGAUAUUCUGCUUUGACAAUGUGAGUUAAGUGCCAGAACAUCUGUCUUUGUUUUGGUCAUUUAACCCGUACACUGGCAGUUUAGCCAAUUAUAUUUCAGCACCCUGAGUUGCCUUGGUGGAAAACAGCGUAUUUCAUUAAUUCAUUCAGAAAGGCUCUAAAAAUAUGCGUGACCGAAAUGCGACCUCCAGUGGACAGUAGCAGACUCCGAAAUGAGACGCAGAUUCAGAGUUCCACAUGAAGUGGUCAUUAAUUAGCAAGUAAUAUAAAUAUUACGAACAUAAACAUUAAGUGAGCAGGUUACAUUUACAUUGUUAAGCAAUUUCGCUGUUUGCGCCAGGCGAAACACGACAGGAUUGUAAAUACAGCCAUUCGGAAACACAGAAUAGUGCACUUACUGCACUCCAAAAAAAUUGUAAGGUUUAUAAUCUAAUUAAUACAUAUUAAUCACAGUCACAGUCCUAAAGUUUAGUUUCAGAUGAUUUAUUUUAAUUUCAAGAUCUGAGGUGAACUAUCUGCUGCUGCUUUCAGUAGUAUGGCAAUAAAUCUUACGUAAAAUGGCAUUCAAACUCACAUUAUUAGCAUUUAACACUGAAUAAAGCACAUGAGGUUUUCCUGAGGUGUUUUCUGUUGUUCAUCUGCAAGAAAUACUGUAGAAGCCGUUUCUAAAAUAGAAAUUUCAGGUGUUGGUUAGAAGAAAAACUCAUUUUGACAUGGAAAAUAUUCCUUCUAUCACAUGUCAUUGCUUUUAUUUAGAAUAUGACUUAAAUCAGCCUUUAGGCUCGAUAGUCAGGCUCGCUCCUAUUGUUGUCGUGCUUGCGUGUGUUUUGAACCAGGCAUGCAAUAUCUAGUUCAACCACUGGCUGUCAAACUUACAUACUGCACCUUUAAACAAACCAAUUAAAUUUAGUAGCGCUCAACCUAAUUUGUUUAAAUUCAGUCCAUGAAAAUUGUUUGCAAACACUUACCUUAAAAAUAUUUCGUAAAAAUCCAAUGAAUCCAUUUUUUUCAGGUUGCGGUGGGAACAUAAGAAUGAAAUGACAAAAUCACGUUUUCCACGUAGAACCAGCAGGUUUUUUUUUGCCAAUGUCAGAUGCAGAACAGUAAAUAUCUUGAAUUUGUUUUUCUGCUUUGACAGUAGGUGAACUAUAGACACAGUUGCCAAACUCUGCCUUUAUUUGUCUUAAGUUGAGAACCCAUAGACAAAUAGCCAAGAUCAAACCGGCCUCAGAAACUGUAGCGGACUGUGGAAAUUCUGCCCUGUAGAAUCAACUCCAACACUAAACCAUUGUGACAUUAUAGAUGUAAUCAGAAUGUACAAAUUAGACUACAUAAUGUAAGGCUUCAGAAUACAUUUGCACAUUGUUGUAAAAUAAUCUGCUAGCACUUUUUAAUCGUGUUAGAAAGCGUUUUCAUUUUGUUUUCCUCUCUCUCUCUUGUUGUGAUUUACAUACUGUAAAAUAAAUCAGAGAUUUAUUUUGUGAAGGCUAUUAUUUUGCUUAUAUGCAUAUAAAUAUAAAGACAUAUUGAUAUCUGUGUGUUAUAUUUUAAACGUUUGAUGCUGUAUGUACUUUUGAUAAAGAUGAUAACAUGGAGUGGGAAUUCUUACUGAAACGCUGCAAUGCAGUUGAACAGAGGCAUGAGAGACAGAUAGCACAUGAAAUUGAUUUUUAUUUCAAAUAUCAAGUGCUGCAGUUGUUAAAUGUUUUAGAUUUGUGCGUGUAAAACUCCAGUAUUUUCUACUGACCACCCAGAAAGCGGCUCGAUUUGGGGUUUCUGUUAAAUAAAUCAUCUAAAUUGGAUUCCAUUUAAUUGAUGCACCUACGUCUAUGGUUUCAAAAUAACAUUCAUCUGUUUGGUUAAAUAAUAUCAACCCUCGGCCAUUUAUUCAUUCCCUUACAUGCCUUUCUGAAUGUCUGUAGUGAGAAUGAUAAUAAGUGCCCUUCAGAUAAUCUGACGACCGAGAUAAAACCUCCUCACCGCUUCAAACUGAGAGCUACUGGUUUACCAAAGGCCUUACUCACUAACCGUUUAGUCCAAUUUGAGAUGAACCAACCAAACCCCCAACAAAAUUAUCCUUUUUUUUUUUUUUUUUGUAAUCCAUCCAAAUUGGAGCCUGGGUCGGUCAGUAGACCAGUUAUUUAAUAGUGAUUAUAUGUAGAAAUGUUUAUCUAGAAAAAAAGAAAGUAUAUGUUAACAAAAUAAGACAAAUGUUGUGUCAUUUUUUCGUGCUCUGCCAAAUGUUCUCGACAGUAUCUUUGCACUGAAGGUUUGCCGUUUGUUGAGAUUUAGAGCUAAAUGAAACAUGAACUUGUUAAAGGGAAUGGUGAAUAGCACAGUAGAAUCACAGCUGCAGAAAUGAUCUUUGAGUUACUCAAUUAGUGUUCAUUUAAUGAUUCCAAACACGUGUCUUGAGUUCGAGCUGCACAAUUCUGGAUAAAGUCAGAUAUUUAUUGACAGAUUUUUUAUUUUGUUUUUAUUAAAUAUAGAGAUCCCAUUCAAACAUGAAGAGUAGGAUAAACUGGUAAAAGUGUAGCAUUUAAUUAAUUGGAAUGAAUUGUAUUUUUAAUCGGUUGAGUGUAUAAUUCAAUGACUCACUUCUAAAAACUUGACAGUUUUCAUUACUGGAUGAUAUCGCGCACAGUUUGAGCUUGCGAAAUUCUGUCAUAUGGCGCUGCAAAAAGGGGCGGGAUUAAACAAGAUGAUUAGACAUUAAAAAAAGCAAGCGAUUGGUCCAUAUUUAAAAUUUCUGACUAGAGAGGAAAUGUUUUGAUCUUCAAUUGGUCUCACGCAGUCACGUGAUGCGAUUUCACAGGUAAGAGUUCACCAAGCUUAAGCUUUGCGAACUGUGAACCUUGUCACAUGAGCUUCCGUUUCCGGUCUGCCGCAUUCGCAUGCGUGUGAAUGGAAGUCACUGGGGAGAAAAGUGCAGUGUGACCGCAGCUUGAAUCCGCAUUAUUGAGUGAAUCUCUUUAAUGAAUAUGAUACGGUGAGAUACAGUGUUGCCACCUACUGGUGUAACAAUAUAAUUUCUAUUUUAUAGUUUCUCAUUUUUUUCAUUACUUUCAACUCUAUUUUGAUUACUACCACAGUGUUUAUAUCCAAUCUAUAAAUGUUCAUCUUAGCACAUUUGGUGAUUUUAUUAAACUUUGUUUUAGUUUUGUUUGGUCGAAAUAACCAUACGGUAUAGUUAAAUAGACUAAAGACUGAGCAAGACGUUUACACAACAACAUUUCUAACAAAAACUUUUUUUCUUUUUUAGUUCUGACCAUUUAUUUAUGCAACAAAGGAGUUUUAUUUAUGGCGUAAAUAUGUAUUGCUUAAAUAAAUGGAAAAACUGAGACAUUGCCACCUACUGGCCUGGCAUGCAUAAUCAGCAUUUUGUGUUUUAGAUGAAGCUUGAUGAAGUUGUCUCUAUAUGCAAAACUUUUUAAAACUUUACUUUGCUUAAAUAAAUGGCCAGAACUAAAAUUAAAUUGUCACAAAAAUUGAGACAUUGCCUCCUACUGGCCUGAUAUGCAUAAACAACAUUUUAAGUCGUUUUAAUGGCCCAUUUGAAUGGGGAGCAAUUUGACAAAGUUGUCUCUUUGCUAAACUUUUCAAAACUUUUCUUUGCUUAAAUAAAUGGCCAGAACUAAAAUAAAAUGUAAAAAAUUGUCACCGAAAUUGAGACAUUGCCUCAUACUGGCCUGACAUGCAUAAACAACAUUAAGUCAUUUUAAUGGCCCAUUUGAAUGAAGAUCACUUUGAUGAAGUUGUCUCUUUGCUAAACUUUUAAAAACUUUGCUUAAAUAAAUGACCAGAACUAAAAAAAAAUUUUUUUAAAUUAUAAUAAAAAAUGUCACAAAAAGUGAGCCAUUGCCGCCUACUGGCCUGGCACUUAUAAACAGCAUUUUAAGACAUUUCAAUGGACCCGUUUGAAUGGGGAGCACUUUGACGAAGUUGUCUCUAUGCAAAACUUUUCAAAACUUAUUUUUGCUUAAAUAAAUGGCCAGACCUAAAAUUAACUAUAUUAAAAUGAAUCUUUUCAAAACUUUACUUUGCUUAAAUAAUUGGCCAGAACUAGAAUAAAAUGUUUAAAAAUUGUCACCGAAAUUGAGACAUUGCCACCUAUUGGCCUGUCAUGCAUAAACAGCAUUUUAAGUCAUUUUAAUUGACCCGACUGAAUGGGAAUCAUUUUGACGAAGUUGUCUCUUUGCUAAACUUUUCAAAACUUUACUUUGCUUAAAUAAAUGGCCAGAACUAGAAUAAAAUGUUUAAAAAAUGUCACCGAAAUUGAGACAUUGCCUCCUACUGGCCAGUCAUACAUAAACAGCAUUUUAAGUCAUUUUAAUGGACCCAUUUGAAUGGGGAGCACUUUGACGAAGUUGUCUCUAUGCAAAACUUUUCAAAACUUACUUUUGCUUAAAUAAAUGGCCAGACCUAAAAUUAACUAUAUUAAAAUGAAUUGUCAUAAAAGUGAGACACUGACGCCUACUUGCCUGGCGUGCAUAAACAGCAUUUUAAGUCAUUUCAAUGGAACUGUUUGAAUGGCGAUCACUUUAAUGAAAUUGUCUCUUUGCGAAACUUUUCAAAACUUUACUUUGCUUAAAUAAAUGGCCAGAACUAGAAUAAAAUGUUUAAAAAAUGUCACAGAAACUGAGACAUUGCCACCUACUGGCCUGUCAUGCAUAAACAGCAUUUUAGGUAAUUUCGAUGGGCCGGUUUGAAUGGGGAUCACUUUAACGAAGUUUCUCUUUGUGAAACGUUUCAAAACUUUUCUUUGCUUGUGUAAACGGCCAGAACACAAAAAUAAAGUUUAAAAAACUGUCAAAAAAAAGACAUUGCCACCUACUGGCCUGGCAUGCAUAAACAGCAUUUUAAGUCAUUUUAAUGAACCCGUUUGAAUGGGGAUCACUUUGAUAAAGUUGUCUGUAUCCGAAGCUUUUUAAAAAUUGCAAACAUUUUCUUUUUGUACGUUAUUUUUGUGUAAACAUAGAUGCGAUCUUCUAUGUGUGAAAAGUGUAAUAGCUGAAUUGUGAUUUAGUAACGACAUUGCGAAAAGUGUCCAAAUUGUAAUCUUUUACAAAAGAUUUGUGCAGCUCUACUCUGAGUAGUUAAUCAGCCCUGGAGAGGAUGGUCGAAUGACAGAGUCAAAGCUUUGGGUAACGAUACUGUCUUGAAACUUCACAGUUGACCUGGUAAUAAGCUCAUUGACGUCUUUCAUCCUUGUGGUUUGUAACACACUGUGAUGUAACCAUGGUUGUCUAUUUAAAAAAUCUAACAAUAGUAGAGCUAAGGUAACUGUAGCGUGUAUGUUAGUGUCCAUCUAUCUAACAGGAUCCCUGUCAUGUAAAGAAGGGCCUCAUGCUCCACCACUGUGAUCUUGUGCUGAUCCACCUGCCCAAAUCAAAGCAACAAAUGGCAAUAAACUAACUCCAUGAAAAAAA